AUGGUUUCUCCAGAUGACGAGUGGCAACAUAUUCUUCAAUCGGCAAUAUCCGGUGGACCUUUUAGUAAUUCUGGUUCCCUAUAUACAUUUUCAUACGAAGAACUAGCCAAAGCAACUGAUUGUUUCUCCAAAAUCAACUUCCUUGGUGAAGGUGGCUAUGGUUCUGUCCAUAAAGGAGUCCUUCCAGAAGGGAAAAAGGUUGCAAUCAAGCAGCUGAGAUUAGACAGUAAACAGGGGGAGAAAGAAUUUAUGGCAGAAGUUGAGAUCAUUAGUCAUGUCCAUCACAAAAACCUUGUGUCACUGGGUGGAUACUGCAGUUCUGAGGAACGUAAAAUACUUGUUUAUGAGUUUGUCCCGAAUUGUACCUUGCAUUUGCAUCUACAUGGAAAGGAGAAACCAAUUAUAGAUUGGCCAACUAGAAUGAAAAUUGCUCUAGGCUCUGCGAAUGGCUUGGCAUAUCUGCAUGAAGAUUGUCAUCCUCAAAUCAAACAUCGUGACAUAAAGGCAGCAAAUAUUCUUCUUGAUGAUAAGUUUGUCGUGAAGGUUGCAGAUUUUGGGCUCGCUAAGUUUUCAUCAGAUACUAAAAGUUAUGUCUCCACUGCCGUAAAGGGAACUUGGGGUUACCUGGAUCCAGCGUAUCUUAGAAGUGAAAAGCUCACUGAUAAAGCAGAUAUCUUCUCCUUUGGGGUUGUACUUUUGGAAUUGAUUACUGGACGAGUACCUAAGCGUGAUACUGAACUCUUGUAUCAGUGGGCGAAGCCUUUGGUCAAGCAAGCUUUGGAAAAUGGCAACUUUCAUGCUCUUAUUGAUCCAAGUAUAUUUGCCUGUGCUGCUGCUUGCGUGCGUAAUUCAGCCUCGAAUAGGCCAAAAAUGAGUCAGAUAGUUCGAGCUUUGGAAGGAAAUCUUUCUCUAGAAUAUCUAAAUGGGGGAAUCAAACCUGGGGACAGUGGAGAAUUUGGUUCCUAUGGGAGCAAGAAUUAUGAUACCAACCAACGUAAUGAGGACUUGAAGAAAUACAAUAAAUUGUUACAGGAAGACCACAAGGAAGACACUAAUGAGCAAAGCGAACCUAGUACAAAUUAUGUGUCUGCUCUGCAGACUGCACGUUGA
Messenger RNA from Quercus lobata, 1110 nucleotides. Its product is annotated as proline-rich receptor-like protein kinase PERK1. The coding region runs from base 1 to 1110 and encodes 369 amino acids. Gene Ontology annotation, biological process: protein phosphorylation. Gene Ontology annotation, molecular function: protein kinase activity; ATP binding. The record is from RefSeq and is a predicted model, not a curated record. Lineage: Eukaryota; Viridiplantae; Streptophyta; Magnoliopsida; Fagales; Fagaceae. The transcript is spliced from 7 exons.